CCAGUAGGACGCCAAGCGUCAUGGAAGGAAUACUAAACUCAGUCGCAACGGCUGUUCUAGUAGGAAUUGUUUUGAUACUCUUACUAUGCUGGUACACAUCGCGAAAUCAUCAGUACUGGAAAGAAAGAAAUAUUCCUUUUGUAAAGCCAAUUCCCAUCUUUGGAACAUUAUUAGAUUCGUUUCUCAAGACAUUCCAUGAAACAGAAAUUGAAAGAUACAAGAAAUAUGGACCGAUUUACGGGCAUUAUGAAGGCCCUCGUCCAGUUCUAUCUAUAGCUGAUCCAGCAUUGAUAAAGAAGAUACUGCUGAAAGAUUUUUUCACAUUUUCUACCCGUCGAAAAAUGGAAAUAGGGGAACCUAUGUUGGACAAAAAUUUGUCAGCGUUACAAGGAGAAGAUUGGAAAAGGGUUCGGUCUAUCAUGACUCCUACUUUCAGCACCGGAAAAUUAAAAAGGAUGCUUGGCAUAUUUAAAGAUUGCUCUAAAACAUGUGUUGACAACUUCAUGCAAUACGCAAAAACAGGCGAAUCAGUUGAUCUGAAAAAAAUUUAUGGAGCUUUUACUAUGGAUAUUAUUGCUAGUUCUGCCUUUUCUACAAAACUGGACUCUUACAGUGAUCCGAAUAACAAAUUCGUUACAGCAGCAAGAGCAAUAUUGAAACAGCAGCUUAGUUGGAGACUUGUGGUUUUCUUUUUGUUCCCAAAAAUUCAAAGAUUUUUCAAAAUAAGCAUUGUUCCUCCAAAACGCAUUUAUUUCUUCACAGAUGUCAUCGAACAAAUCAUAGAAGAGCGCAAAAAGACGGGAAAGGUGAGAAACGAUUUUCUUCAAUUAAUGAUGGAUACAGUAAAAGAUGUUGGGGAUGAAAAGUCUCAAACUGUUCAUGAAAAGGAAGAUCUGACAGAAAACUACGGAAAAGAAGAGGACCAUGAGCAAGUAUUGAAAACCUUCGGUGACAAAAAAUUAUCCAGCGUUGAGCUGGUUGCGCAAAGUAUUCUUUUCCUCCUUGCUGGAUACGAUACCACAGCAUCUACAUUGUCAUUCGCUUCUUAUCUAUUAGCAAUCAAUCCAGAUGUCCAAGACAAGUUGUUUUCUGAGAUCAGUGAUACCUUAAGUUCUACCAGUGGAGAAUUGAAUUACGAAGCCCUGCAAAGUAUGAAGUAUCUUGAUUGUGUCAUCUCGGAAACUCUACGUUUAUAUCCUCCAGCCACUAGACUGGAAAGAACCGCAGAUGAAGAUUAUGAGCUGGGCGCUAUGGGAAUAACAAUACCGAAAGGUAUGCUGGUAACCAUUCCAUCAGUUGCUUUGCAUAAAGAUCCGAAAUAUUUUCCAGAUCCAGAAAAAUUCAAUCCUGAUCGUUUUAGUCCCAAAGAACGAGGAAAGAGAGAUAUUUAUGUGUAUAUGCCAUUCGGAUCUGGUCCGAGGAAUUGUGUCGGCAUGAGGUUUGCUCUACUGGAGGUCAAGGUUUGUCUUGCGUUCAUUGUGAGCUACUUCAGAAUCAAGAAGUGCCCUGAAACUAAGGUUCCGUUGGAAUUUUUUCCUGGGCAGCAACUUUUACAACCUAAAAGCAUUAAAGUUAAAAUGGAGUUCAGAGAAGACAGCAUCAAAAUUUCUACAGUAUUUUUAUUGUACUGGCUUUCAACUAGAAACCACCAAUACUGGAAGAAAAGAAACAUUCCUUAUGUGAAACCAAUUCCCCUAUUUGGAUGUGUUUUAGACACUUUCAGAAAGUCACUCCAUAUUAUUGAAGUAGAAAGGUAUAAAAAGUAUGGAGCAGUAUACGGGCACUAUGAAGGUACAUAUCCAGUUAUUUCUAUAGCGGAUCCAACGUUGCUUAAGAAGAUUUUUGUGAAGGAUUUUCAUGCUUUUACCUGUCGAAGAACUUUUGAGACUGGAGAACCAGUUAUGGACAAAAAUGUGUCAAUAGUAAAAGGCGAAGAUUGGAAACGAAUUCGUUCAAUCAUUACUCCAACGUUCACCACAGGAAGAUUGAAGAGGAUGAUGAGCAUUUUUAAAGAAUGCUCCCAAGUGUGUGUGAAUAAUUUUAUGAAGUACGCAGAAUCCGGUGAGCCUAUAAACUUAAAAACAUAUUUUGAAGCUUUCACGAUGGACGUCAUUGCGAGUUCUGCAUUUUCUACAAAAAUUGACUCGAUUAAUGAUCCAAAAAACAAGUUUGUAGCGGCAGGAAGAGAUUUAUUCAAGAACGUAUUCAGCUGGAGAUUCAUAGCUUACAUUAUGUUUCCUAAGAUUCAUCAAUUUCUUGGUAUAAGUGCUUUUAGUUUGACCCAAGUGCAUUUUUUUAGAGAUAUGACUCUUCAAAUAAUAGAAGAACGUAAUAGGACUGGAAAGGUUCGGAAUGAUUUCCUUCAAUUACUUCUGGAUACUGCGAAAGAAGUACAAGAUCAGGAAAGUCAAGAAACUUCUGAUGAUUUAACUGCAAAUUAUGGAAAAGGCGAGUUUAAUGAAAAUGUAUUAAAGACAUCAAACAAAAAAGAACUUUCAAAUAUUGAAGUUGUAGCUCAAUGUGUGGCUUUCUUCGUUGCUGGAUUCGAUGCCACAGCGUCCACUCUUUCAUUUGCAUUCUAUCUUUUGGCUCUCAAUCCAGACAUCCAGGAAAAGUUGAUUGCUGAAAUAGAUGAAGUUUUAAAAUGUGAAGGUGGAAAACUAAAUUACGAAGCUAUUCAAAGUAUGAAAUAUUUGGACAAUGUGAUCUCAGAGACUUUACGAUUAUAUCCACCUGCUGUGAGAAUAGAAAGGGUAGCGGAUGAAGAUUAUGAUCUAGGAUACAAAGGAAUAAAGAUUCCAAAAGGCAUGCUGGUGUCUAUUCCAGUCUUUGCGAUCCACAAUGAUCCGAAUCAUUACCCAGAUCCAGAGAAGUUCGACCCGAAUCGCUUUUCUCCAGAAGAGCGAGCUAAAAGAGACCAAUUAAUUUACAUGCCAUUCGGAUUUGGACCACGGAACUGUAUUGGCAUGAGGUUUGUUCUAAUGCAGAUCAAAGUUUGCCUUGCGUUCUUGCUCAGUAAUUUCCGAUUCAAAAGGUGUGCCCAGACAAGAGUUCCUAUGGAAUUUCUUGCCUCACAGUUUAUGUUGCAGCCUAAGGACAUUAUGUUAAAGUUGGAAAUUAGAAAAGAUGGCAUCAAAUCUAGUUAAAAUGUUCAGCUGCAAUUUCGAGGUUACGCGUGCUUGUGUAUAUGUUAUAGGUCUUCAAUCAUUGAGCUAAUCACAACCGAAAAAAGAGCUUACAAAUGUCUGUACAUUAUGCUACGGCAUACGCAUAAAGCUUUAAAUUCAACUAGUGGUACCCGCACGGCUUUGCCCGUAAUAGAAGAUUAAAAAGCCAUUUGGUUCUUUUUAUAUUUACAAAUAAUGGCUGAUGAAUUUCUCUCCAAUUAUCUAUGUUCAUUUGCUUGCCCAUGUUACGGUUCCACGUUAUGAUAAUUUGGUAAUUUACUAUUCCACGUUGUGGUAAUUUGCUCGGUAAAAUGUUCUUGAAAUUGGAAUAGAAAAAGAACAAAAUUGAAUUUUCGAAAAAUCGCUUCGAGGUGCACACCCCCCAUGCUGCAAACUAACUUGUGCCAAAUUUUAUUAAAAUCGGCCAAACAGUCUAGGCGCUAUGCGCGUCACAGUGAUCCAGAUAUGCAGACAGACAGAGAGACUUACAGCUUUAUUAUUAGUAAAGAAGGCAUUUUUUGAUGUAGUAUGAAAUAAUUGUUUCGCAGUAUAGUUUUUCAUUAAAAAGUAGAUAAAUAAAUUUUCUUUAAAAAUUAUAAGGUACGGCAUUGUUCCUUGGGGCCUUAUUGAAACAUGUUUUUACCUUUACUUGGGUAAAUGUUAUGUAAAAAUGUAAGUAAAAUCUCAUUGCUUACCAUUUGAGGAAUCUAUAAGCACUUCAAAACAACAAAUAUGCUGUCUAAAGUCUUGAUGACAAGAUUUGCUAAUACUGGAGCCUGAUGGUUGUAAAGAAUUUCUAUUGGUAGUGAUCGAAUUUAGAGGAGGGAGCAAAUAAUAGCCUGGGGAAUUUAAAAACAUGAUAUGGGGUUACUUGUGAAUGGGGACAGUAAUGGGAUAGGAUUUAAUAUUAGUUGGUAAUUUCUUCAUGUCCUUGAAAUGUCCAGUACGUAGCCUAGCUAUUGUGGAAGAGAAGAAGGGCGGAUUAAGGGAGGGUCAAAGGGUCUGCUGACCCCCCCCCCCCCUGUGAGAAGAAUUUCAUUUUGAUUAUUAUUAAACUUCAAUUAUUUAGAUCCGAAAAAAUAAUACAUGGAAUCAAUAUCAACAUUUUUUUUGCUCGGUUCUGUAAGGAAGUUAUUUUUAGUGCGUCAUAAUUCAAAGAAUUGACUGUAUUUGUCUACUGGGGUAUUGCUAUUUUGAUUUCUUUGUUCAUUUUCAAAAGCACAAAUUUUACUAAUGAGCAUAACUUUUUUCCCAGGUUCUUUUUUUCCAGUUCUCCUCCCCCUCAAACCACAUGUUGUGCGUGUCAUGUGUGCUUUUUCCUACUAGUUAUAGAUGUAAUCUCACAUAAUCAAAGCUUACGGUAACAUGACCAGCAUAUCUGCUGAAAGAAAUGUGACUUUUGAUGAAAAUUUGAGGGAAUAUGAUCCAUGGCUCAGGCUGUGGCAUUGAAAAGUUGGGGGAGGGGAGGUAAUUUGAAUGGGUUUUGACAUGGGGGGAGGUAUUCCGUAGCAUAUGAGGCGGUACGUUCUCAUGCAUGGAAUGAUGGGCAACCCUGAUUAACUGCUACUUUUUUACGUAGGAUGAUUAACGAUUUUCAUUGAAACUUGACCCCCCUUACAAAAAUUUCUGGAUCUGCCCCUGAAAGAGAGGUUUCUUGAGCAGUGAAGAUCGGGGACUGCUGCCUUGUUGCAAAUCCUUCGCUUGGCAACAGUAUUCACGUCUGUGAUGGUGGCUGUUAGAGGUUGUUCUUGGUUAUGUACUUCCUUUGAGGUCUACACACUCAUUUCUCUCAAUUCCGACAUAAGCUGGGGAUCCACUGAAGAAUUCAAAGUAUCGAUCGAUAAUAAAUCUUAUGAACAUUGAAUAUAAAACAUGGUAUAAAACACAGAUACACGUUACAUAGCUUCGGGGAUAGUCCAUAUGGUUAUGACUUGGGCUCUGAAAUUCACCGGGAACUAGAGCAAUUGCGUCUGACGCGCUGAAGGUCUUGUUGCUGAGUGUGAAUACAAUGUACGCAUUCUUUCUUCUUCAUCUAUUUCAUAUGUGGCUUUAUUUCUUAAAAUAAUUUUUGGGAUUUUAAUAAGGUAAUGAGGACAUCCUAAUGUGUAACUACAUAUUAGUUCAAAAGUACAUUGAAAAAAUAAAAAAAGAAACAAGACCUGUGUAAAAUGUGUUUGAGAUUAGUUGUUCUGAUUAACUAACAAUAUUAUUAAAAAGAACACAAUUGAAGGUCCAGUACGUAUCAUAAGUUUUAAAUUGAUAAAUUUGGAUCAAGCACAUAAAAAAUGUAUCUUUUUUUAUUUAUACAUCCAAUAAAUCUCAUUUUAAGUUGCUAGUUUCCACAUGACUAGGUGUUGGUGGCAAAGGGAACAAAAAACUUACCUGUCAAUUAUAUCAGGUAAGUUUUAUUAGUCGUCAAUUUAUAGCAGGACAAAGCUGUGCGGUGUAACUUUUUCCUCAUUCAAAAUAUUGUAUUUCAAAUCGUUGUAUUGUAUUUAAACGCUGAAAUAAAUGUAUUUUGUUCUA
This is a messenger RNA of Uloborus diversus, 5693 nucleotides long. RefSeq lists its product as uncharacterized. Bases 21 to 3146 code for a protein of 1041 amino acids. Gene Ontology annotation, molecular function: heme binding; iron ion binding; steroid hydroxylase activity. The record is from RefSeq and is a predicted model, not a curated record. The transcript has 29 exons. NCBI's taxonomy places the organism in Eukaryota, Metazoa, Arthropoda, Arachnida, Araneae, Uloboridae.